Gryllus bimaculatus (two-spotted cricket) is the source of this 1192-nucleotide messenger RNA. The record is from the annotation of a GenBank genome assembly. NCBI's taxonomy places the organism in Eukaryota, Metazoa, Arthropoda, Insecta, Orthoptera, Gryllidae.
ACCUUUGGAUGAAGUACAAAGAAAUUUCAUAGAAAUACAAUUUAUUAUUAAUAGCCCAUUGGAAAUAAGGCCAUUAGAGGAAAUAAUGUGCACACAAUCCAAAUUUGUUCGUAUAUUAUUCCCAAGAUCAAUAGAAACCGAAGCCUUAGAGCAAAAAGUAUUGCCUACUAUAUUUAAAAUGAGAAAACUGGAUGGAAUGUAUAAACAAAAUAAAGUUAAUGAUGAAUCGGAUCAAAGGAACAAAUAUAUAUCGACAGCUAAAGGUCAUCCGGUUGGUAUGGUGGAUUCCGCUAGUUUUAAUAACAUAUCCAGAAUGCCUUUUUCUAAAGAAGAGAGAUGUCAGAAGCUAAAAGAAACUGGUGAAAGUGUAACCAAAGAAAGAAGCAAAUUAUUGGCUUCAAGGAGGAAAAUGUCUACCACUACCACCAAUAUAGAAUUUCAAAGCUUUCUGGAUAGUGAUGAGGAGAAAGAAAACAGUCCAAGGAAUACUUCCAUAAAACAACUUUCAGAAAUAUCUGGCAAGGAGCUGAAUCAUAGAAAAGCAAGGCAUUCUGAGAGAAAUGAAGCAAAGAGUUCAGUUGCUGGUAGAAUCUUAUUAGAUAAGAAUGUCGAUCAGGAAGAAAAUAAUGAAAUACUAAAUGAAGAGGUUGCCAGAAAUAAGCAGGAUGUAAAAGAGAAUCAGAAAAUCAUUAAAUCAAACUCUAAUACAUGUUUGAAUUCGACAAAACCUAAAACAAGAUAUCCUAAAAUUUCAACAACUGCAGAGAAAUGUAAUAUUUUUGGGCAUGUUCCUGAAAAUUGUCAUAGUAUGAAUGGUCAUUCUGACAAUGAAUUAAACAGUUACAAAAAUGUAGGAAUAGGUGAAAGUACUCCUGAAAUACAUGGUUCCGCAAAGGUUUUCACUCAUAAAAACUUGUCGAAACAAGAACCCAGAACAGAAGUUGCAAAUUGGAAAACGAACCAGAAUCUGAGUGCAAAUUGUGGGAGAACAAUAAAAGUCUCAGAAUCUUCAAAAAUAUCUGACACGGAGCUGAACCCUACAAAAACAAGGCGUUCUGAGAGAAAUGAUGAAGCAAAAAGUUCAGUUGAUGUUAGAAGUUUAUUAGAUAAGACUGUUAAUCAUGAAGAAAAAAAUGAAGAGCAGCUACUAGUGUUGAGAAUUCUGAGAAUAGAAUUGAAGAAAGGAGAACAA